CAUGUCGGCCGAUAUUGCUUUUGUGCGUUUGUCUGCAGUAUAUCUUGAGAAAAACUGGACUGAUUUUGAUAGGAACGGCAUCAACAGGCCCGUGUCACCUCAAGGAAGAUGCGAAUGUAAAAUGAAUUCGGCCUACGGCGCGGUUUAGCUUCGCGGCGGGUUAAUCGUCCGUUUCAGUGAACUGACCGAAUUGCGUCCGCCAUUGUUGUGAUUGGUGAACGUUCCAGAGAAGACGGCGUUCUUAGAUUGGCGCGCAUGCGCCCGACGUACUACUUGACGACGCUCUUCUUUCGAAUUUUGGGAGACACGCACACACAAAGGAACGUGACACAGUGACGAUGAAAGUGAUUAACGGAAUAUUUCUGAGACGAUCGUUCAGUUGAUGUUCUGCUAUUCCCUUAAAAAUAAAGUAAUUUUUCGGUUAUCGUUGUCAGUAAUCUUGUUCGAUCAGCGUUUCUGUUUGAUGACAAUUAAGGAGCCGUUAGACUUCAUAGAAUUUAUAACCAAUCAUUAGAUUUUUGAAUAAUGUGAUGCAGAGAAAAUAAUGUAAACAUCAUCAAGUACAUAAAAGUAUACGUAUGAACAUUUAGUCAAUAUCAAAGAAUAAGAACAAGAGAAACUCAACUGCAUACCAAAACGUAUGCAUAAAAUAUAUUUUGUGGAUAGUUUGAUAUUUAAAUCUUACAAAAAUGACAGUCUACAUAGAUGAUUGCAUCUAUGCCAUGCAUAAUUAUAUGUUAUGCCUAAGGUUAAAAAGAAAUCUUACCUUAAGAAGGUAAGGGAAAUGCGUGAAUAUAGACGAGAAAAGCUAAGGUCAGAGACAAUAGAGGAACGUGCUAUUAGAUUGUAUACUGCUGCUGAAAGAAUGAAGAACGCUAGAGCAAAAGAAACAGAGGAGCAAGCAGCAAUAAGAAGAAUGCAGGAGGCUCAACGUAUGGCUAGGCAUCGUGCUAAAAAGAAGCGUUGUUUGGAUGAAAAUUUAGCAAGAGAAAUAUCUAAAAUUGCUGAACUUUCCAAAAUGCCUGAUGCAGCGACUAUAGCACAAAUGUCGGAGAUGAAUAUGAACAAAAUUUCUGCAGAGCUCAAACAGAUGAUGGAAAGGGGGAAAGUACCAGAACAUAUAGUUCAAAUGGCUCAACUUGCUGAGUUUAGCAAAAUGACUGAAUUAAAUAAAAUGUCUCAGGAUAUGGCAAAAAGAUAUGAAAUGGAAAAGAUGGCGGAAUAUGCCAAGACAACAGAAUACAUGAAGAUGCAAGAAAUUGCAAAAAUGUCUGAAAUCGCUAAGAUGAACGAAAUGGUGAAGCUCUCAGAAAUGGCUAAAUACAAUGACAUCACAAAGAUUAAUGAAAUCGCGAAAAUGAAUGAAAUGAUGAAGAUGUCUCAAAUGGCAAAAAUAAACGAAGUUCAGAGAAUGAACGAAAUAGCUAAACUAAACGAAAUGGUGAAAAUGACAGAAAUGGCUAAGUAUAAUAACGACAUAACUAAGUUGAAUGAAAUUGCACAAAUCAAUGAGAUGGCAAAAGAAAUUGCCAAGAUGAACGAAAAAACAAAAAUGAAUGAAAUGAUUAAAAUGGCAAAUAUACAAAAUGACAUCACAAAGAUGCCAGAGUAUUCUAAAAUGGCUGAGAUGGCGAAACUAACAGAGUUGGCUAAAUUAAAUGAGAUAACGAUAACAAAAUUAAACGAUCCUCCUCCACCGAAAGUACCAGAAAUUCCUCGAAUUCCUGAACCUGUGAUCACUGUGCCAAAUCCAAGAAAUCUGCAAAAUGUUCAAACCGUUCAAGUAGCACAGGCUAGCCCAUCCAGUACAAUAAAUUUCCCUACUGUACCCGGACAGGGUAAAUAUGCUCAGUUACUUGUUAUAAUCGAGGAACUUGGGAGAGACAUUCGUCUUUCGUAUGCUGGAAGUCGCAGCGCAGCUGAACGCCUCAAGAUGGGUAUUCAACAUGCAAGAAUCCUUGUACGAGAAUGUCUAUUGGAAACAGAGCAUAAUGCACGGCAAUGAUCUGCCAAUACACAUAGCGAUUAGAUUUUUAGCAGAUUAUUUUAGAUAAUGCUAUGUACAUUGUAUGGAGUACAGCAGUAUAUUUUAAAGGGAGUGUCUUAGCAUCCACAAAAAUGUGCAUAAACGUCUAAUUCCUAAUAUUUCAUAUUUUAUACGAAUUUAACAAUUGUAAGUUUAAUAAAAGAAAGUGUAAGAGGCUGAGAAAAUAGUUAUUUAAAACUUACUAUCACUUUCAAUAAUAACUAAACAGACUUUUUAGAAAGGAUGUACACUUUUGUGGAUGCCUAAAAAAAUUAAUCAAUUAAUAGUGCAUAAUAUUGGAUAUAAAUGAAAUAAAUGAAAAAAGAGACUUUGUUCUUUUUUGUUUUGUAUUCUUAUUUUCUAUUAGAAAGGACUUAAAAGCCACCAGUUUCUAUGCAUACACACAAAUCCUGGAGGAAUGUUUCCUUCGCUAUAAGUUCUAAUUUAGUAACUAGGAACAAUGAUAUUGAACAGGAACAAUUUGUAUACAGCAGAGUCUUCGUUUAUAUUUUCUAUGAAAAGCGUAUCUCAUUCUUUUGUUAAAACUAUAGGUAUUACCUACCUACAGUAUACAUAAAGAAGAAUUGAUCAAACAGAAUGUACCUAUGGAAAGUAUAAUCAUUGAAUAUAACUGAUUACAAGGUAUAUCUAAAUAAAAAGAAAACAAUUUUCUACAA
Molecule: messenger RNA, 2703 nt
Organism: Megalopta genalis
Lineage: Eukaryota; Metazoa; Arthropoda; Insecta; Hymenoptera; Halictidae
Cellular component (GO): cytoplasm; nucleus
Source: RefSeq, a predicted model, not a curated record